Gadus chalcogrammus (walleye pollock) is the source of this 2409-nucleotide messenger RNA. RefSeq names its product thrombospondin type-1 domain-containing protein 4-like. Gene Ontology annotation, molecular function: metalloendopeptidase activity. NCBI's taxonomy places the organism in Eukaryota, Metazoa, Chordata, Actinopteri, Gadiformes, Gadidae. Gene Ontology annotation, cellular component: extracellular matrix. The record is from RefSeq and is a predicted model, not a curated record. The transcript is spliced from 13 exons. The coding region runs from base 78 to 2045 and encodes 655 amino acids. Gene Ontology annotation, biological process: extracellular matrix organization.
CACACACAGACACACACACACACCCACUCCCUGGUCUGCGUGCUGUCGGCGGAGAAGCGUCCCUUCUCAGUCUCCUGAUGGCCGGCCAGUGGCAGCGGCUAGGAGGAGUGCUGGGUCUCCUCCAGCUCACCCUGCACAUCUGUCUCCUCCACCCGCCGCUCAGCGCCCUUCCCUGGACUGCCAGUGACACCAAGCCCCCUCUGCAGGGACAGAGCUUUGAGGUGGUGAAGGGCACAUUCUCUCGCCACUUUCUCAGCAUUGGCUACCAUCAGAUCGUGGAGAUUCCUGCAGGAGCACAGAACAUCAGCAUACAGGAGACCACCAAAAGCAGAAACUACCUGGCAAUCAAAACCAAAAGUGGUGUGUCCAUCAUCAAUGGCAACUGGGGUAUCGAUCGGCCAGGGGUCUUCAUCGCCGUGGGAACGCAGCUGACAUACCGGCGACCAAAUGAAAUCCGCUCUCGCAUCGGAGAGUCCAUCAUUGCACCUGGGCCGCUCACCGAGGAUCUAUACAUUUAUUUGAUCUAUCAGCAGCCAGACCCUAGUGUUUACUAUGAGUACAGUGUGCCCCUGUACAACUCACACCCAACCCCUGAGCCACGAAUACCCCCUGAUAUUCUGUCUCUUGUGGAGACAGUUGACCCAGUCAGCCCACACAAAGACUCAAUCAUCGAGGACAUCAGCAACAACGAAAUCCCCAAAGACGCGCCCAACCCCAGCCAGAGUGGACCUGAGCCUGAGGGGAAACCUGACCCCCUCCCUUACAUCUGGAGCCAGGCCGGACAUACAGGCUGCAGUGCCACCUGUGGAACAGGCAGACGCGAGGCACUGUGGAGGUGUGUGGAGAAUGAAUCUCUGCUCGCUGCUUCUUUUGACCUCUGCGACCUUGCUCUGCAACCUCCGACCCGGGAAGAGGACUGCAUCACCCAGCCCUGCCCUGCACACUGGGACCUGGGGGAGUGGUCCGAGUGUAGCCGGCGGUGCGGUCCGGGGACCCAGCAGCGGCAGGUCAUCUGCCGCCAGGUGACCCACACCCACUCCAACGGGACGGAGACGCUGGCCACGCUGGGGGCGGAUAGCUGUGGCACGUUACACAGCCCCGUGACCAAGGCCUCCUGCCAGCUCAAGAUCUGCAGCCAGUGGCAGAUACGCUCUGAGUGGAGCUCAUGCUCGGUGCCGUGCGGGGUGGGCCGGCGGGCCAGGGAGGUGGUGUGUGUGGGGGACCAGGGGGACGUGGAGGAGGACUCGGAGUGUAACGGGGCCAUGAAGCCCCCCACGCUGGAGAACUGCGACAUGGGGGUUUGCGCCCGAAGCUGGUUCACCUCCCGCUGGAGCCGGCGGUGUUCUGCAGAGUGUGGUGAGGGCCGUCAGACCAGGACAGCGCGCUGCCUGAUGGAUCAUGUGACCAACCUCCCAUUGGACAGCUGCGAAGGAGCCCGCCCACAGGAGGUGACAUCGUGUAACCUGGGGCCGUGUGAGGAGCGUCUGGAGUGGUUCACGGGCCCCUGGGGACAGUGUUCAGCAGAGUGUGGGAACGGCACUCAGACCCGCGUUGUGGCUUGCCUGCUCAACAGCAACGGCAGCAUGGAGGUGGUGGCUAAGUUGAAAUGCUCCCACCUGCCUCAGCCAAUAACCUCUCAGCCCUGCUUCCCGGAGCCAUGCGGUGGCCAGUGGUACACCACAGACUGGAGCGCAUGCUCAGCGUCCUGCGGCGGAGGCUACCGCGUGCGCGAGGCACGUUGCCUGGCCGACCGUGUCGCCCCCGGCGACCACUGUGACCCAGCGACCGCCCCCGAGAGUCAAGAGGAGUGCAACGCCCAGCGAUGCGUCACAGCGACCGACUCCUCCUGCCGGGACCAGUACCAUAACUGUGCGGUGGUGGUGCAGGCCCGGCUGUGCGUUUACCCCUACUACAGAGGGGCCUGCUGCGCCUCCUGCUCCAACGCACCCAAGCCCUACGCACACAGCUUCACCAGAAAGCACCUUCGCAGGGACACCGGGAGACUCGACUCAGGGAGGAUAGAGCUCACACACAAAGAGGGAUGAAAGAGGAAAACAAGUGGCAGAAAGGGGAACAAAUGGAAUGACUAGUCAGCAGUUUCAGCGAUGGCUACCAUGUGUUCUGCAACAUUAUGUUUCCAUUGGUUUACUGUAACAAUAUCUCAGUACAGGCCUCCUGAUUCAACGACAAGGAAUCGAGUGGUGGUUGUUAGAAACGGUGUAUUGUCUAGUGGGGUUAUUCUUAGUACUCACGUGAAAAUGUUAAUAUUCAAUCUAUAAAUCAAUCAAUAUUUAGUAGCCUAAUGUACUUUUUUCCCCAUCAAGUGUAAAUUUGUAUAUUGAUUCCUAAAACGUUACCAACAAUAACAAUAAAAAAAUAAUACAAUAAAAGUUGUUUGCUUUCUGCCUG